AUGACUAUCGUGACCAUCCUGAAAGACAAGGUUAAGAAACUGUUAAUUGUUUGGCUGGAGGAUCAAAAUCAACAACGUGCUCCUGUAAGUUUAGGCAUAAUUCAGGAAAAGGUCAGGAGACUUUAUGACGAUCUAAAGAAACAAAAGGGGGAGAGUUCUAAUGCUGAGCCUUUUAAUGCAAGUAGGGGGUGGUUGAUGUGUUUUAAAACCAGGGCCAAUUUGCACAACAUCAAGGUCUCAGGUGAAGCGGCCAGUGCUGAUGAGGUGGCAGCUCGUGUUUUUCCUGAGACACAGGCUGAGAUCAUUGAAGAGGGUGAGGAUUGUGCUCAGCAAGUUUUUAAUGUUGAUGACACUGGGCUCUUUUGGAAAAAAAUGCCGUCAAGAACCGACAUGGCCAAAGAGGCGAAAUCCAUGCCAAGCUACAAAGCUGCUAGAGAUAGGCUCACUCUUUUGCUCAGUGCAAAUGCUGCAGGUGACUUUAAACUUAAACCUUUGCGGUCAGAAAACCCCAGAGCUCUCCAGGGAUGUUCCACGGCAUUUCUCCCAGUGAUAUGGAAACCCCAUCCUAAGGCACGGGUCAAUAGGAACAUUUUCGAGGAUUGGUUUAAUCAUCAUUUUGUGCCACAUGUCAGGGAUUAUUGCAGCAAAAAUAAUCUGGCAUUUAAAGCAUUGUUAAUCCUCAACAAUGCUCCUGGUCAUCCAGCCAUCCUUGAUGACGUGCAUCCUGACAUCAAAGUGGUGUUUCUGCCCCCAAACACCACCUCAUUGUUGCAGCCUGUGGACCAGGGGGUAAUUGCAUCCUUCAAAGCCUACUAUCUUAGGAGCACGUUUGCCCAGGCCAUCAGGGCAACUGAGAAGGAAGGUGGACCAACUCUGAAGGAAGUCUGGAAGGUCUUCAACAUUUACCAUGCAGUUAAGAACAUUGAUGAGUCAUGGAAUGAAGUCAAACAAUCAGAUUUGAAUGGUGUUUGGAGAAAAUCAUGUCCUGAUUCUGUGUCUGACUUCCAAGACUUUAUAGACACUGUUGAGGAGGUGACCAAAACUAUUGUUGAAAUGGGCAAAGAACUCAACUUAGAUGUUGCACUAGAGGAUGUUGAGUUCUGA
Malaclemys terrapin pileata is the source of this 1104-nucleotide messenger RNA. Its product is annotated as tigger transposable element-derived protein 1-like. NCBI's taxonomy places the organism in Eukaryota, Metazoa, Chordata, Testudines, Emydidae. Gene Ontology annotation, cellular component: nucleus. Gene Ontology annotation, molecular function: DNA binding. The record is from RefSeq and is a predicted model, not a curated record.